ACAUAGAGAGACAGAGAGAGAGACAGUGGGGAAGGGGAGUGUAAAACCUAAGGAGCUUGGAUUCAGUAGUAGUCCAUAGGAAAUCCACAUAGCCAAGGCCCUACUUGGCUGGCCCGGAGCGGCCCACCAUCUUCCCAGAAGGCCUCGCGGCCAUAAAAAGUGGGACUGAGGCAGCCCAGGCAGCGUGUUGCUCUGUGGGUGGCCGGUUCCUCAGGAAGGCAAUGGACAAGCUAUGGCGUGUGAGGCCCCAACGGGUCUAUACCCGCAAGAAGAGGGCUGGCGAAAGGCUCAACCUCACGCCGAAGCCAGACCUGGCCCUCCCUGGGAAGACAGAGGCCCCGCCAGGUCUGAAGGAAAAGGGCAAAGAGCAGGGAUUGCGGAAGAUUACUGAGAAAGAGGAACUGAGCAGCUCACAGCGGCCAAGUUGGGUAAGUGUUACAGGAGGGGAAAGCCAACAAGAAAAUAGCCCUGGCAAAGAGAUCCCAGAGGGAAAGACAACGCCAUUGAGUGAGUCAGUGACUGGUGCCUUUGAGAUUGACAGCUUUUCAUCAAGUACUGAACUAGUUUCAGGACCAACUGAGCAGCAUGAUGUCUCCAGCUGUCUCCAGAGUUGUUCAAAUACAGAGUCAUAUACAAAGAGCACUGAAGAGACUGAAAGUAGCUUCCCAUCCCCGGAACUGUUCAGAGGGUCAGACUGCUUGGAUUGGGAGCAUACCAAGUUGGAAGAUUACAUGUUCUACAAGAAUUCUACUCUUCUAGACACCAGUAAAGCAGUAGCUGUAGAGAAGGUGCCACAGUUUGCAAACCUCUCUGCUGUUUUGAGUUCCUCUUCAGAAACCUAUGAGAAAUGCCAUAGAAAAAUAGGGAUGACAUUAGCGGCCCAACAUAUUUCUCCAGAACCAAAGUAUACUUCGAAUUUAGCAUCAGAAAAUGCAGCUUCUGAGGUUGUAUUUGCUGAGAAAACUGGCCCUCCAACAACCAAAAAAACAAAUAAAAAGCUUGAAAACGAAUCUGAAGAUAGAGAUCCAUUUGUUCAAGCAAAGUUGAGCUCCGGUCAUCCAGACAGCAAGGCUCUGCACUCCCCUCUUAGUUCAGCUCCUGAAAGCAAUGCAGUCAGCGAUGCUCUGCUGCCUCAGCCCCUGGAACUUGUGCUGAAAAAAGGUUGUAUUCUUCCUGAUAAUCAAAGCAAAGCCCUGCUAACAAGUACCCCAUCUUCAGACAUGGCUGAGUUUGUGAUUGAUUUGUCUCCAGUGCAAAAUGUAUCUUUUGAAGAACUAUUUCCAAAUGUCAGCAAUUAUGUUAACUCAAGUGAAAUUGUUCCUGUGUCAAGUUGGCAAGAAAGUUCUUCAAAUGAGUUUUCUCCAAACACACCAGAGAUCUGUUGUAUUAUUAGGGCAUCACCAGGAACUAGACAGAUGAGAAGGAAAGACACUGCUGUGAAAAACAGAUGUUCUCUUCCUAAAGAUGUUCCUCUAGAUAUUAUAAUGAAGACAAAUGACAGAAUGUAACAGCCGUGGCUGAAUUUUCACUGCUUUGAAGAGGUGAAUGUGAAUAUGAAGUCCAUAGAAGCAGAAUGUCUGCCUGAAAUUAUAUAAAAUUAAAAUUCUCUUAUUGUUUGUGAUAAACUGUGUGGAAAUUC
Mastomys coucha (southern multimammate mouse) is the source of this 1639-nucleotide messenger RNA. RefSeq names its product meiotic kinetochore factor (gene Meikin). Gene Ontology annotation, biological process: female meiosis chromosome segregation; male meiosis chromosome segregation; homologous chromosome segregation. The transcript has 14 exons. Gene Ontology annotation, cellular component: kinetochore. NCBI's taxonomy places the organism in Eukaryota, Metazoa, Chordata, Mammalia, Rodentia, Muridae. The record is from RefSeq and is a predicted model, not a curated record. The coding region runs from base 222 to 1508 and encodes 428 amino acids.